Medioppia subpectinata is the source of this 972-nucleotide messenger RNA. The record is from the annotation of a GenBank genome assembly. Lineage: Eukaryota; Metazoa; Arthropoda; Arachnida; Sarcoptiformes; Oppiidae.
AUGAUUCUCUACGGAACUAAAACUCUUACAUUCAAUGGGUCUAAUGAACAGCUCGUAUACGGCGUCGGAGACCAACAAAUCGAGAAUAUAUUCGUUCACUUCGAUAAUCAAACGUUGGAUAUGAAUGGGAACAGCGAUCUAUUCAUAUGCGUGAACAAAAUCAAAGACAUUGUGAUUCAGUGCACGUCAACCAUCGCUGUCCAGUGGAACGUCAAGAAGUUGUAUCAACUGAAGUACAACUUCACCGAAGAGCGUAUCAAUGGAUUCAAUUACACAGACAUACGGCUGGUCAACGACACCAAUCAGUAUCUACUGUUUGGCCUGACGUAUAGCGAAGCGGUCUGUUGUGCGCUAAACGAGUUGUUUGAUUGCAUUGAAUACACUGUGCGAAGAGAGUGCAAAGAGGAUGCCAUCGAAGAGCUCAAACAAAUCAAUCAAUUAAUUCGCGCUCAGAAGCCAUACAAUUGUACGGAUAGUUUUCAAAAGUCCCAUAAGUGCAGCACUUUUAUCAGAAAAGUCACUAAUUAUAUACUGAAUUACGGCCACUCGUCGGCACAAUCCGUGUACACAUUUCAUAUACUCUUGUAUCACAUACAGAGUGUAGAGAUAGAAAUGGGUUUAAUUGUGAUAAUUGAUCACCACUGUUACCACUGUUGGCAUCCUCUUCAUUGUCUUCUUCCCAUUCCUCUUGAAAUUCUUUGGAUCAAAAUCUUUGACAUUUGUGGUAAACAUCACAUCAAAUGUCAAUCGAUCGCCGCAGUGGAGGAAUGCAUUCAUAUCUUCAAUACUUUGGCCAUAAAUCUGGAUAAAGUCUGGUUUCACUAUAAAUGCUGGCAUAAAAUCGCCAUCAAUUACGGAUCCAAUGACAGCCGAAUGGUUGCCAACCUCUUCGACACUUCCCGAAAGAUUCACAAUUUUGUGGCCGUAUUUAUACAUGAGUUGAAAUUGACGCCAACGCUCUUCGCCCACUAA